Molecule: messenger RNA, 468 nt
Organism: Ilex paraguariensis (yerba mate)
Lineage: Eukaryota; Viridiplantae; Streptophyta; Magnoliopsida; Aquifoliales; Aquifoliaceae
Source: the annotation of a GenBank genome assembly
GAAGACACCUGUGGAGUAGCAUGCAAACCACAAAGAACAAGAGAUUGUCUUGAAAUAUGAUUGCAGAUUUAAUUGUUGAUAAUGUUCGUGACCAAACGUCUAGUUGACGUGUUUAGUGAUUUUCUCACAUCUUAUGGUCUUGACGUAUCUUAUCACCAAACGUGGAUAGGGGUGGAAAAAGUAAAGGGUAUGCUUUUUGGGGAUCAUACAUUGUCAUACAAACAAUUACAUUGGUAUAUGGAUGCUGCGAAUAAUACAAACCCUGGAAGCCACAUAGUUUUGUAUUGUGAUGAUGAGACUAACCGUUUCCAUAGAUUGUUUGUCCUUCAAGGCUGCAUUGAAGGUUUCAAUUAUUGUCGUCCAAUUUUAUUCAUUGAUGGGACAUUCAUUAAAGGAAAGUACAAAUGAAGCAUUCUUUCGCCAAUUGGGAUGGAUGAUAAUCAGGGAUUAUACCCACUAGCAUUUGCG